GGUCUUUUCUGCUUACAGACGAGCAUUCUGUGGUGUUGUUUAUGUUUUUAAAUAAGUGGUUUAAUAACAAAAUUCUGUUACGUUAAUUCGGUUGUUAAAUAGAUAUUUGACUUGUUGGAUUGUACAUUUUCUUGAAUGUUAAAAUGACUUUUAUGAACUUGGCUAGCUAUCUACAGAUUGUGGAUCGUGCGUGGAGAUCCUGCGACGGCUUCAAAUUAGCCGCCUUUCUGUCAGUACGGCACGACCAUGCAAAAUACAAAAAUUAUCAUAUUGAAAAUCCACAAACCAUAGUGGAAAAGUUUUUGUCACCUCCCAUGGAUGAACUUGUUAUCUACCAUUUGAAAUGUCUUUACGCCAUAAGUAAAGAAGAUUACUUAUCGGCGUACCAGCAACAGAGCUCUCUAACGCAAUCCUUCACCAGAAUUUUGCAGUCUCAAAAAGAAGAAAAUUGGUCAUUACCUCUUAUGUCUGCCAUUUGUUCUGAUUUAAGACUGAUUGCCCAACAAGCUGAAAAACAAAGAUUUGGAGUUACAGAGAAACCUGGAGAAUAUUUGGAGAAAGCUGCUGAAUGCCUUAUGGGUUGUUUUAGAAUUUGUGCGGCUGAUAAUCGUACAGAUGAAAGAGACACUAAAAGAAAGGGUAUGAUGGCGCUUGUGAAUCAAUUAUUUAAAGUGUAUUUUAGAAUUAAUAAACUCCAUUUGUGUAAACCGCUGAUUAGAGCUAUCGAGUCUAACCCUUUUAAGGAAUCUUUUUCAUUAAGUCAGCAAAUUACUUACAAAUACUUUGUAGGAAGAAAGGCAAUGUUUGAUAGUGAUUAUAAAACAGCUGACCAAUAUUUGACUUAUGCAUUUGAGAAUUGCCAUAAAGCGUCCCAAAAAAAUAAAAGAUUAGUUUUGAUAUAUUUAGUACCAGUCAAAAUGUUAUUAGGGUACAUUCCCAGCAAGAAGGUCCUUGAAAAAUAUAAUGUUACCGAAUUUUGGGAUUUGGUUCAAGCUGUAUGCCAGGGUAAUUUGAAAUGGUUUGAUGAAAUUAUGGAAAUCCAUGAAACCUUUUUUAUCCGUUGCGGCAUUUAUCUGAUUGUUGACAAACUUAAAAUAAUAGCAUAUAGGAAUCUUUUCAAAAAGGUUUAUCUAAUUUUGAACACUCAUCAAAUUCCAGUUGAAGCCUUAAAAACUGCCCUUGAAUGGUUGGGCCAAGAUGUAGAUUUAGACGAAACACAGUGUAUUGUAGCCAAUUUGAUAAAUGAGGGUAAAAUUAAAGGGUACAUCUCUCACCAGCAUAGAAAAGUUGUAGUUAGUAAACAGAACCCAUUUCCCCCAUUAACAACCACAUAA
This is a messenger RNA of Cylas formicarius (sweet potato weevil), 1334 nucleotides long. RefSeq names its product PCI domain-containing protein 2 (gene PCID2). The record is from RefSeq and is a predicted model, not a curated record. Gene Ontology annotation, molecular function: double-stranded DNA binding; RNA binding. The transcript has 2 exons. Gene Ontology annotation, cellular component: transcription export complex 2. The coding region runs from base 144 to 1334 and encodes 396 amino acids. Gene Ontology annotation, biological process: poly(A)+ mRNA export from nucleus; post-transcriptional tethering of RNA polymerase II gene DNA at nuclear periphery; transcription elongation by RNA polymerase II. Lineage: Eukaryota; Metazoa; Arthropoda; Insecta; Coleoptera; Brentidae.